AUAAGUAGCAUCGCGCACUCGUCUACUGCAUCACUCCAUCCUGCAAAAUAAAAGGACUGAUCCACGGGUCCAAAUAAAAGGCGCGUUUCCAAGCGAACUCACAAUGUAUUCGAGCAAAAUCGAGGGGCCACGUAGAGGAAGGUCAUUUGAUUCAAUGAACCUCGGCUUGUGUUUGGAAGAAAAGCAACUUAAUAAUGAGAUGAACAAAUCAACCUUUCCUAAGAUUGAUGAGAACAAAGAUAACAAAAGCGUGUGUAAAGAAAAGGGUCGUGCAGCUAUAGUAUUCACACUGAAGAAUGAAGUCGGGGGGCUCGUGAAAGCACUCAAACUGUUCCAGGAAAACCAGGUCAAUCUUGUGCACAUCGAAUCCCGAAAGUCCAGGAGGCGCAACUCAGAGUUUGAGAUCUUGGUGGACUGUGACAGUAACCGUGAGCAACUGAGUGACAUCAUACAUCUGCUGAGUAAACACGUCAACGUGCUCGAGCUGGACACUCCAGACAACCGACUGCCAGAAGAAAGCGAAAUGGAGAAUGUACCUUGGUUUCCCAGGAAGAUCUCUGAUUUGGAUAACUGUGCAAACCGUGUGCUGAUGUAUGGCUCGGAUCUGGAUGCAGAUCACCCGGGAUUUAAAGACAACGUCUACCGCAAAAGGAGAAAAUAUUUUGCAGAUCUGGCCAUGAAUUACAAGCAUGGAAAUCCCAUUCCCCGAAUUGAGUUUACAGAGGAGGAGGUGAAGACGUGGGGGGUCGUGUUCAGAGAGCUCAAUAAGCUUUACCCAACUCACGCUUGCCGCGAGUAUCUGAAAAAUUUACCUCUGCUCAACAAGUACUGUGAUUAUCGCGAGGACAACAUCCCACAGCUGGAGGACAUCUCACGCUUCCUAAAGGAGCGUACAGGCUUCACCAUAAGGCCCGUGGCAGGAUAUCUCUCCCCAAGAGACUUCCUGGCUGGAUUGGCUUUCCGUGUGUUCCACUGCACACAGUAUGUCCGGCACAGCUCAGACCCUCUCUACACACCUGAACCGGACACUUGUCAUGAAUUGCUGGGUCACGUGCCUCUUUUGGCUGAGCCCAGCUUCGCACAGUUCAGUCAGGAAAUUGGACUUGCGUCACUUGGAGUAUCCGAUGAAGAAGUUCAGAAAUUAGCCACAUGCUACUUCUUCACUGUGGAGUUUGGACUCUGUAAGCAGGAGGGAAAGCUGAGAGCAUAUGGCGCAGGUCUGUUGUCCUCCAUCAGUGAGCUGAAGCAUGCUCUGUCAGGGAACGCCUGCAUCAUGCCCUUUGACCCCAUAGUCACAUGCAAACAGGAGUGCAUUAUAACCACAUUCCAGGAUGUCUAUUUUAUGUCAGACAGCUUUGAGGAAGCCAAAGUAAAGAUGAGGGAAUUUGCAAAGACGAUCAAGCGACCAUUUACGGUGCGUUAUAACCCCUAUACGCAGAGUGUGGAUGUGCUGAAGGACACAGCUAGCAUCAACUGUGUGGUGGAGGAACUGAGACAUGAGCUGGACAUUGUGGGAGAUGCUCUGAACAGGCUCAAUAGAAAGUGAAGCAUCUGAAUAACUUUUUCCAUAUAAAGAUAUAUACAUGUCCUGCUUUAUAUGUACAAUUUCUUCAAAUCACCAAGAUGAUUUGAAGGCAAUCAAAGGAAAUUCCUUGAGCUGUUGUUAACUAUUGAUUUAAAAAUACUAAGAUUGUGUGUGUGCAUGUGUGUGUGUGUGUGUGUGUGUGUGUGUGUGUGUGUGUGUGUGUGUGUGUGUGUGUGUGUGUGUGCUUGGUGGGGGGUGUUGAUGCUUGGUGUAUUUGGGGGUCUGGGCCUAGGGUGUGGUCCUGCCUCUACCCUGUGUGUGGUGUUUGCAUGUUUCCCUGUGCUCCGGGGUUUCCUCUGGGUACUCCAGUGUUAUCCUGUUCAGCGUGUUCCCCGUCAUGAUAGAUUUCAGGGCCUUGGGAUAGAUUCCCUGUGAGUGUGUAGGAUAUGCAGUACAGACAGUGGAUGGAUAUAUAUAUAUAUAUAUAUAAACUGUAAUGCACAUGGCCAUGGUUUUCUCUUGAAAUAUGUCAUGAAGGAUUCAGGAAUAAAUAUGUCACUGUAUUUUAAGUCACAUUUGUGUAAUGAUAUUCACUAGUAUUUAUUCUGAGCUUACUGUAAUAUCUUUAGUAGAUUUAGUAUCACUUUUGGGCUUUUCCUCUGUGGCGGAAAUGACAAGCACAUGUAAUAUUUUGUUUCUGUGAUCUUUAUGAUUUACUAUAUUUCUUUGUCUAUAUACAUUCUAUCUCGCAUUGCGUUCUAUCUUGUUUGUCAUGUCUGAUCUCCUGUAGCUAAUACAGUCAGAGCUUUUGUUCGUUUAGAAGGACAAAGUAUUCGUGUAAAUAUGUCAAUGAUUAUUUAAGGGUAAUAUUUACAAGUGAGGAUCAAUAAUGCUUAGCUAACAAAUGAGUAACGUAAAACAGCCCUACUGCAAUACAAUACAGUUUCAAAUAGUGAGAAUAAUGUGAUUUUAUUAGUCAAGAUGUCAUACAAUAUUAAAAAUACCUUAUUUUUGUAACAA
Tachysurus fulvidraco (yellow catfish) is the source of this 2545-nucleotide messenger RNA. It is a transcript of the gene tph1a, whose product is annotated as tryptophan hydroxylase 1 (tryptophan 5-monooxygenase) a. Gene Ontology annotation, biological process: aromatic amino acid metabolic process; serotonin biosynthetic process. The record is from RefSeq and is a predicted model, not a curated record. Bases 104 to 1546 code for a protein of 480 amino acids. The transcript has 11 exons. Gene Ontology annotation, molecular function: iron ion binding; tryptophan 5-monooxygenase activity. Lineage: Eukaryota; Metazoa; Chordata; Actinopteri; Siluriformes; Bagridae. Gene Ontology annotation, cellular component: neuron projection.